Messenger RNA from Cylas formicarius (sweet potato weevil), 1261 nucleotides. RefSeq names its product carbonic anhydrase 2-like. Bases 166 to 1032 code for a protein of 288 amino acids. Gene Ontology annotation, cellular component: cytoplasm. The transcript has 5 exons. The record is from RefSeq and is a predicted model, not a curated record. NCBI's taxonomy places the organism in Eukaryota, Metazoa, Arthropoda, Insecta, Coleoptera, Brentidae. Gene Ontology annotation, molecular function: carbonate dehydratase activity; zinc ion binding.
ACGCUGUAAGUCCAGGAGGAUCCAAAGCGCGUGCGCAGUGUCCACGCGACCUUAAAAACCACUCUUAGACUCCACAUGCACGCCAGUUGUUGGUAAACAGUCUGAGCGCGCAACGAUAGCGUUAAAUUAUAUACCGUUAAUUUACCGGGUGAAGUAACUUGUAAAAUGACAGGACCAAAUGUUGCAGGGGUCACCAAGAACGAGUGCAUCUGCGCUUCCGACGAAGAGCCUGAACAGUCGCAAUUGGUGGAAGACCACGAAGCUCACGUGUUGGUAGCGGAAUGGAGAUUGCACAAGUUCCAGUCGCCCAUAGAGCUGAAACACGACGAUAGCAUUCAUCACGACCACUUUGAGCCGUUGGAAUUCCACGGGCACUGGGACAAAGGGGGCAAAGCUUUUUUGAAAAACACUGGCAAAACGGCCGUACUGCGUUUUGAGAGUCGAGAACUACCCGUGUUGGUCGGCGGGCCGCUUCACGAAGACACCUACGUUUUUGAGCAGCUUCAUUUUCACUGGAGCGCCGAUGAUACCAGCGGUUGUGAACAUAUCUUCGAGGGCAGAGCGUAUUCAAUGGAAGCCCACGCCGUCCACUACAACACGAAGUAUGCAGAUUUCGAUGAGGCCCACGACAAACCGGAUGGAUUGGCUGUGGUCGGGUUCUUCUUGGAAGCCACGGACAACGAAGACAACCCUUGUUUUAAUAAGUUGACCAACGCGGUCAAAAAGAUCGUCGAAAUUGGAUCCAUGACGUGCGUUCCGACCGACUGUCUGACGUGGAUUAAAGAGGAAGCCCAGUGCAAGGGGUAUUACACCUACCAGGGUUCUUUGACGACGGAACCCUACACGGAGAGUGUCACGUGGAUCCUUUAUCCUACGCCGAUUCACGUGUCACGCGAACAGGUGGCUUACUUCAGAAACAUGAAAUCCAACGAGAAAACGACCAUCGUUAAUAACGUGAGACCCCUUCAGACUCCGCCGGAACACAAAAAACUAAACAUCAUUUACGCGCGGUCGCACAGGAAGAGCGAAUAAUUUUUGACAGUAGUACCAACGUUGGCACAAUGUUAUCGCUGCUAUAAAGGCAAAUGGGAUUGCGGUGGGCGUCGCAUAUGCCGGCUGCAAACCGAGUCACCCAGCGCUGUCCUUCAUUUUACGCCAUCGGGAAACUGUAUUAAGUAAAUAAAAACCGGCACUUAAUCACAGACAGAUUUUUCUUUAACACUGUGUAUAUCGAUGUACUUAAUAUAUUUUUCAACGAAAA